Molecule: messenger RNA, 474 nt
Organism: Neltuma alba
Lineage: Eukaryota; Viridiplantae; Streptophyta; Magnoliopsida; Fabales; Fabaceae
Exons: 2
Coding region: 1-474 (157 amino acids)
Source: RefSeq, a predicted model, not a curated record
AUGGGAACAUACCAGGUUCUGGGAAUCAACUACAACAAUUACACAAUCCGAGUCAAAGAUCCUGGCAUUCGGGAGGGUGAUUGCUCCUCCCUCCCUCGCUAUUUCUUAUCCCGAUCUAAUUUCAGCGACACUUAUAAUGGUUCAUUCGAAUAUGAUAGGAAUAAUCCCUAUGCUGUCUUUCUAGAAGCAUCCGCAGGUUUAGAGGCUACAAUCGACAACGUCAUUUACCUGAAUUGUAGUGAUCCGGUGAGGGACGAUGCGGACUAUGUGGAUACGGCUCCCUGCGUGGACUGGGGAUCCAAAGGAGAUGGAGGAGGUCAUGUUUAUGCUGUAGUUGGAGACUUAGAGGCUGGGAGGUCGAAACCUGAGUGUCGUGUGAAAUCAGUGGCCACCAUAGUUUCAGAUUGGAGUUCAUUCCUGAGGCGGAGAAGCUACUCAUACGCUGAUAUUCACACAGUACUUUCCCAUGGUUGA